UAGGCUGGCGCCGCGCGGGUGGGAGGCCAGGGGCGGAUGAGCCAGCAAUUUAACAAAGGGUUCGGCCGAACCCCCUAGAACCCCCAGAAUCCCACCACUGUGUAGGCCCCUCUUGAUCUUGAGGCCCUAGGCUGAAGCCUAGUUAGCCUAUAGUAAAAUCCGGCCCUGGCUGGGUAUGGCUGAUCUCGGGAAGAGAAGGACGGCAGGGGAUGGGAUGACCUCGUGCAAUAUUUGAGAGACUGUCCCAGAGAAAGUGGGGGGGGGAUUCAUUCUCUGAAGCCCCUGAAGGCAGGAAAAAGAAGCAGCGAAUGGAAUCCCAGCGAAGAGAGAUCCAACCUAGAAGCCAGGAGAGAUUCUCUCACAGUGAAAAACUAUUGAUCAGUGGAACAGUUUGAAUCCCAGAAGUUGUGGCUGCUCCAUUGAUGGAGGUUUUCAAGAAGAGAUUGGACAAGCAUUUGCCUGAAAUCCUUUAGCGUCUCCAGUUUGAGGUUGGUCUUGAAGACCUCCAAGGUUCCUUCCAACUCUGUUGUUUUGUUAUUCUGAUUCCGUCCAAACAUGAAUUCAGAGACUGGUCAACAGAAUUGCUUAUUAGAAACAAUCUUAAACACCUUUGAAAAUUUAUCUGGUAUCAAAUACCAACAAGUAAUCAUGCAAUAAAAGUUCUCCUUUAGGUUGUGGUUCAGCAUACAUUUUAAUGUAGAGCACAUAUUUUCCCAUUGCUCCAAUAUUAUGACCAAAAUUCCUCACCCACUGAAUUAUGCAAUAUUUAACAUACUCACUGUUAGUGGAUUCACCAUCUACUUCUCUCUUUUUAGCUGCUUCUUAUUUUAUUCUUCCUGUUAUUUAUUGUUAUUUAUUGUUAGUGUCAUUCUGGAAUCUGGCAGAAUCUAAAUGGAAUAAACAAAAAAAAAUGAUGAUUUUCUUGACUUAAGUACUAGAUGCUCAAAUAUUAAAAAGUUAAUCUUUCAAAUAAGAAGUGUUUGGGUGGGAAUAAAUAGACCAACCAAUUGAUUGAGAAAUAGACAAAUAGACAUAGUCAAGGCUGCUGGGGGAAAAAUGAAAGAAUAGAUUUGGAAUGGAGUGUAAUAAUCAUCCAGAGGAGCCCAUCCAUGAGAAGCCUCUGUCUCUCCCCUUCUUAGGAAUCUCCAGGUGUGAAGAACCCACAACCUUCACAGGGGGACCAUUCCAUGCUGGCACAACUCUUCAUAACCUGAAGAAAAUGGACCCAGUGAUCUUUUCUCUUGGAGAAACCUGGAGAACUGGAGUCAUCCCAGAUUAUUCAAGAAGGAUUGAGAGAUUAUUGCUAGAUCAGCCAUCUAAGGAAGUCUUACCACAGAUAUUCCAAUCAGAAACAGGAAGCGGAUUGAUUCACGCCUCGAAUUAUGGACCUCCUGCUUCUGCUUCUGAUGCUGCUUUUGUCCCAUCCGGUCUCUGGGAAGCUUAGAAAGAAAUGCCCGCUGAGUCUGGAGCACCAGGAUGGAAACAAUCCAUGGAGCUAUUACAGGCCAGGAGACCAUCUCAUUGGUAUAGUCAGAACAGAAAAUGUAGUACCAGAUAUAAUGUUGCCUUUCCACAGGGCUCCUUCUAUUCAAUCUCCUUCGAGUAGUUAUGCUAAUGAUUAUAUCCUAAAAGUAAUGUUUGCCAUUCAAGUGGUCAACAAGAAUUUCCAUCUCCUGCACAAUCUCACACUUGGCUGCAGUAUCCAUGACAACUAUUUGAGCACACUUGGCACUUCAGAUGCCUUGCUGGAUAUUCUCUCCACUGGAGAAGCCAAUGUCCCCAACUACAGCUGUGGAAGGAAGGAGAACCUCCUGGCUCUUCUUGAUCAAGCUGGAAGGGACAUCUCCAUCCAAAUGUCAACAUUAGCAGAUCAGUACUAAAAUUGCCUCAGAGGUUCUGACUGAUAAAAGUCAAUUCCCCUUUUUCCACCAGAUGUUCCCCAAAGAAGGAUUCCACUACCCAGCAAUUGUCCAAAUGCUCCUCCAUUUCAGAUGGACCUUCAUUGGCCUCUUUGCUUCAGACACAGAGAAUGGAGAGAAUUUCAUGAGGAUUUUCACUCCUAUGCUUGUCAGGAGUGGAAUUUGUGCUGUUAUAUCACAACGAUUUUCAACAACUGGACAUACAGCCCCCCUCAGGGAUGCCCUCUCUGAGUGGAGACAAGUCAAUGUCUUUGUUCACUUCAUGGAAUUUGUUUCCCCUUUCGACAGAAUCCUUGCUUUCCAUGAAACACUUAAGAAUUUGCCAGGAACUUUUGAAGGGAAAGUCUGGAUCUUCACAAGUAUUUUAGUGUAUAAAAUAAAGAAGAGCCAACUUCUCAAAUACAUCCAUAGUAUUUGGAACUUUAGGAUUGGAAAAAAUGUAAGGCCAAAUGAUGAUGCCUUUGAACCCUAUUUCUUUGUAGAAAAUCAGUUUCAAGAUCAGUAUUUUCGCUGUUCUCUUUCAAAGAACAUCUUUUCUGUCAAAGGCAGGAGAAGAUGCACCCAGAAAGCCCCACUGGAGACCCAGGAGAAAAGGAACAGGAUCCGGAUCACAAGUGACUACUAUGAUUAUAGUCUCAUGAAGACUCUGGCCCAGGCCUUGAAUGCAGCAUAUUCCUCCAGAAAGAGGAGGGGCAGGAAGGAGAGUGAAAAGAUGUCGGGGUCUCCAAGGCUGCAGCCUUGGCAGGUAUGGGAUCCCGAUAUGGAUCCAUUAAUCUUAGAUCUUUUGGAGAAGGAAUCCAGAGGAAAAGGAGGGGAACCAUCUCAACCUUUUUAUGCUGCAAAAGGUCAACUGAUUUGGACCAACUAAUUGCUCAUGUCUGACACUCUGGAAUAACAAGGAGCAGAUCUUAAGUUUCUGCCUAACCUCUUUCAGUUGUUGGAAGAGUGUUGUCUCCUCCCUUGUCCAACUGGGAGAUUUUGUAAGUUGGAGAAUCUGCUCUCAAAAUCUCCUCCUUGUCUUCCCUGAAGACUCACUUUCCAUUUGCUGUCUAAUACAAUUUUGGGAUCAUAUUCAUUAAUAUGUUUUUUUUUUAAAUUUUGAAUAUCUCAUGGCAAAUGUAUCCAACACAGUUUCCUCCUUCAAUCAAUCAAUUUUUAUCACAGUCAUAGACCAGCAUUGCAAACAGAAACAUUAAAAACAGUAAAAAUAGAGAAAAAUAAAAAUAAGAUAUAUUGGAGGUGGUGACCCUUUGAGAUUCAGUGAAAUUUCAUUUUAAUAUACAGUAUGCUGAUGUACAUUUAAAGUGACAAUAAAGUUAUUCUAUGUUCUAUGUAAUAAUAGAGAAAAAUAACAAUAAAGAAAGUCAAUAGGCAGUUAGAGCCUGCCUAAUUUUGCAUACAGCAUAACAGAAUUUGGCCCCAUUCAGAGAAUCUGAUAACAGUAGUUGCAUGUAAAAGAGGUCAGUAUUUCCUGGAUAUUUGAUUAGGAGAGGUGAGUCCGUGAGUC
Molecule: messenger RNA, 3426 nt
Organism: Pantherophis guttatus
Lineage: Eukaryota; Metazoa; Chordata; Lepidosauria; Squamata; Colubridae
Source: RefSeq, a predicted model, not a curated record